This is a messenger RNA of Manihot esculenta (cassava), 1171 nucleotides long. Its product is annotated as syntaxin-22. Gene Ontology annotation, molecular function: SNARE binding; SNAP receptor activity. The transcript is spliced from 8 exons. Gene Ontology annotation, cellular component: SNARE complex; membrane; endomembrane system. Bases 138 to 950 code for a protein of 270 amino acids. NCBI's taxonomy places the organism in Eukaryota, Viridiplantae, Streptophyta, Magnoliopsida, Malpighiales, Euphorbiaceae. Gene Ontology annotation, biological process: vesicle-mediated transport; intracellular protein transport; vesicle fusion. The record is from RefSeq and is a predicted model, not a curated record.
GCUUUUUCUGGAUCACUGCUCGUAUGUUGUAGCUGUUGGCUUCCACUUUCCACAAAUUUGAGCUCCGUCAGCUGUUUCUGGUUGUCCUCUGCAGGCUUUAAGCUUUAGGGUUUGAAGGGAUCUCUGCAACCGUCGAAAUGAGUUUCCAAGAUCUGCAAAAUGGCAAAAGGUCUUCCGCCGCUGCUUCUGCAAUGUCCAGAAGCCCAUCCCAAGCUGUUGCCGCCGGUAUUUUCCAGAUCAACACCGCUGUUGCUGGUUUUCGUCGCCUUGUUGAUGCCAUCGGAACCGCCAAGGACACCCCCGAGCACCGCCAGAAGCUGCAUAAUACAAGGCAGCGGAUUCUGCAGUUAGUUAAGGAUACUUCUGCUAAGCUCAAAUCUGUCAGCGAAACUGAUCACGAUGCUAAAGUUAACCCGAGUAAGAAAAUUGAAGAUGCGAAGCUUGCAAGGGAUUUUCAAACUACAUUGCAAGAAUUCCAGAAAGUACAACAGCUUGCCUCCGAGCGCGAAUCCACUUAUUCCCCUUCUGUUCCUUCGUCGUCUCUGCCUGUCGCGUCCGGCUCAGGUGAAUAUGUGGCACCUGGCAUGGAUCAGGAUACCCAACCUUUUCUUAUGGAACAGAAGAGGCAAGAGGUGUUUCUUCUGGAUAACGAAAUUGCCUUCAAUGAGGCCGUAAUUGAUGAAAGGGAACAAGGCAUUAAAGAAAUACAAGAACAAAUUGGACAAGUAAAUGACAUAUUCAAGGAUCUAGCUGUUCUAGUUCAUGAGCAGGGUGUGGUUAUUGAUGAUAUCCAUUCCAACAUUGAAUCUUCUGCUGCUGCAACAAAUCAAGCAAAAGUUCAGCUUGCAAGGGCUUCGAAAAGUGUGAAAUCCAGAUCCUCAUGGUGUUGGUGGCUACUGGGAAUUUUUAUACUGGCAGUGGUCAUCGUUCUCCUCAUCCUCAUUAUGUAGAGAACUGCAAUGCUAACCUGGGGACUUGCUCCAUCUUGAUCUGUUUGUAAGCAGGCUCAACUCUAAAGCUCCUCUCCUUUGACUCAAGCCCAAUCAAAUUUUAUGUGCUUUCUUUUUCUGAAUCCCUUGUUCAUACCCUCAUUUGCCACUAGCAUAUCUUUAUUAUAUACAUGUGUGUGAACUGAGAAUUUUAUUGAUAAAACUUGGUAGAGCUUCCCUGA